AUGGCGUGGGAAGAGCCGCGGAAAACGGGGAUGCAGUAUCGACGACUGGGCAACUCGGGACUGCAUGUUUCGGUGCUGGGAUUGGGGGGGUGGUUGACGUUUGGUGGGCACGUUGAGAACGAACUCACCGUCUCCUGCAUGAAGCAGGCGUACGACUGCGGCAUCAACUUCUUCGACACGGCGGAGAGCUACGCGGGCGGACAGUCCGAAGUCGUCAUGGGCGCGGCGAUCAAGAAGAACGGCUGGAACCGCAACGACAUUGUCAUCACGACGAAGCUGAACUGGGGCGGGGCGAAUGGCGAGGUGCUGGUCAACAACCACGGGCUGAGCCGCAAGCACAUUGUCGAGGGCCUGCGCGCGUCGCUCAAGCGCCUCGAUCUCGAGUACGUCGACGUCGUCUACGCGCACCGACCGGACCGGCUGACGCCCAUGGAGGAGACGGUGCGCGCCUUCAACCACGUCAUCGAGAGCAAAGGCUGGGCGCUGUACUGGGGCACGUCCGAGUGGUCUGCGGACGAGAUCGCAGAGGCGUGCGGCAUCGCCAAGCAGCUGGGGCUCAUCGCGCCCAUUGUCGAGCAGCCCAUGUACAACCUCAUCACGCGCAGGAAGGUCGAGGCCGAGUUCCAGCGCCUCUACACCCGCUUCGGCAUCGGGCUGACUACCUUCUCGCCCCUGAACUUUGGCCUGCUGAGCGGCAAGUACAACGACAGCCCUGAUGCGCCGCCAGCUGGCUCGCGCUUCGCAGAGGGCCAGGACAAGUUUGUGAACAGCAUGCGCGACUCGUAUGGGAACAGCGACUGGACGCGGACGAUUGACAAGGCGAAGAAGCUGAAGCCUAUCGCGGAUAAGCUCGGGGUGACUCAGUCGCAGCUGUCGCUGGCGUGGUGUCUGAAGAACCCGAACGUGUCGGCUGUGAUCACCGGCGCGUCGCGACCGGAGCAGGUGGUGGAGAACUGCCAGGCGCUGAAGGUUUUGGACAAGCUGACGCCAGAAAUCCUGGCCGAGAUUGACGAGAUUUGCGGCAAGAUCGAGCUCGACCCUGCGAGGCAGGACUAG
This is a messenger RNA of Ascochyta rabiei, 1056 nucleotides long. RefSeq lists its product as uncharacterized. Lineage: Eukaryota; Fungi; Ascomycota; Dothideomycetes; Pleosporales; Didymellaceae. The coding region runs from base 1 to 1056 and encodes 351 amino acids. The transcript has 3 exons. The record is from RefSeq and is a predicted model, not a curated record.